AGGACCAUUUCCGGCGCGCUGCGGAGGCUUGGGAGGUGGACCCGGCAGGGCGCGGGGCUGUCACUGGGGGAGCUGGGAGCUCCCCGCUGGCGUCUCAGGCUGGGCAGAAGGCGGGGCUACACCUCGGCGCCCGAGCCGCCGCGAUGCCGUUUCUGCACGGCUUCCGGAGGAUCAUCUUCGAGUACCAGCCGCUGGUGGAUGCCAUCCUGGGGGCCCUGGGGAUCCAGGACCCCGAGCGGCAGGAGCCCCUGGACAGGCCCAGUUACGUGGCCAGCGAGGAGAGCCGGUUGCAUGUCCUCCGAGAGCUGCUGGAGAAGAAGGCUCACUCCCCGUUCUACCAGGAGGGCGUGAGCAACGCGCUGCUCAAGAUGGCCGAGCUGGGGCUCACGCAGGCAGCCGCCAUCCUCCUGCGCAGCGGGGCCAACCUCAACUUCGAAGACCCCGUCACCUACUACACGGCUCUGCACAUCGCCGUCCUGCGAAACCAGCCAGACAUGGUGGAGCUGCUGGUGCGCCACGGGGCUGACAUCAACCGGCGGGACCGGAUCCAUGAGAGCAGCCCCCUGGACCUGGCCAGCGAGGAGCCCGAGAGGCUGUCAUGUCUGGAGCGCCUGCUGGAGCUGGGAGCCGAUGUCAAUGCAGCUGACAAGCACGGGAAGACGGCUCUGCUGCAUGCGCUGGCCAGCAGCGAUGGGGUCCAAGUGCACAACACGGACAACAUCCGGCUCUUGCUGGAGGGAGGAGCAGACGUCAAGGCCACCACCAAAGACGGGGACACUGUGUUUACCUGCAUCAUCUUCCUGCUUGGGGAGACCGUGGGCGGGGACAAGGAGGAGGCCCAGAUGAUCAACCGCUUCUGCUUCCAAGUCACGCAGCUGCUGCUGGCACACGGGGCUGACCCUAGCGAGUGCCCGGCCCAUGAGUCCCUCACGCACAUCUGCCUCAAAAGCUUCAAGCUGCACUUCCGGCUCCUGCGCUUCCUGCUGGAGUCGGGGGCUGCCUACAACUGCUCCCUGCACGGUGCAUCCUGCUGGUCCGGCUUCCACAUCAUCUUCGAGAGGCUCUGCUCGCACCCGGGCUGCACUGAGGAUGAGAGCCACGCAGACCUGCUGCGCAAGGCUGAGACUGUGCUGGACCUCAUGGUGACCAACUCCCGGCAGCUCCAACUGCCCUCCAACUUUGACAUCCACCCGGUGGGCAGCCUGGCGGACAAGAUCCGGGCCCUGCACCACUCCCUGCGGCAGCUAGAGCUCCGCCCCCCAUCCCUCAAGCACCUGUGCCGUGUGUACAUCCGGCUCUACCUGCAGCCGUGGCCAGUGGACACGAAGGUCAAGGCUCUGCCCCUGCCCGACAGGCUCAAGUGGUACCUCCUCAGUGAGCACAGCGGCGCGGACGAGGACGACAGCUGACAGGGCGGUGGCCAGGAGGCUCCUAUGUCCCCAGGACCUGCCCUCCCCUGGGCUGUGGAGCGCCUACGCGUUGGUGGAAGUGGGCGGCAUGGAGUCUGGGGUCCUGGGUCCCGCAUGGGAUGAGCCUGUAUCAUCCUGCCAGCAGGCCCUGUCCCCAACCCUCCACUUGACCGUCACUCACAGAAGUGCUUUUGGUGAGUGGGGAGAAGAUACCCAGGGCCACUCCAGGCCGGCCUUCCUGGGACCCUGUCCCUGCCACCACUGCAGGUCCAGGGGCCACUUCUUGUGCUGGAGGGUGGUCAUGCUGCGUGGCAGGAUAGGCCUUCCCAAGGGCUCUGGGAGCUGGGGGUCAGGCCCAUUAGCUGUGGCAUCGCCCUGUGGCCCUCAAGCCACUUCCAGGCUGCAGUCAGGGGGAACUAUGUAAAGGCCUCUGGGAAGGAGCUGAGGCUGCCGUACGAUGUAUUCACAUCACAGAUUAAAUGGAUUCUCUUGGCUCUGGG
Heterocephalus glaber (naked mole-rat) is the source of this 1909-nucleotide messenger RNA. It is a transcript of the gene Asb6, whose product is annotated as ankyrin repeat and SOCS box containing 6. Gene Ontology annotation, molecular function: protein binding. Lineage: Eukaryota; Metazoa; Chordata; Mammalia; Rodentia; Bathyergidae. The record is from RefSeq and is a predicted model, not a curated record. Gene Ontology annotation, biological process: intracellular signal transduction.